AGGGGAAAACAUUGCUUUCAAACGAUUGCUCGUAAACACAUGAGCUAAAUUGUUUGUAAAGAAAUAUAAACGAUAAACUUGUUUUGUAUACACGCACACUUGUUCCGAAGAAACAUUUGAUUCUCGUUGAUGAAAAACUCUGAAAAUUUGAAUUUUCUUCCUCGUUGUUUUGACACGUGAUUGUAGAUUUUUUCAUUCGUUUUCGUUUAUAUUUGCAAGUGUGAAAUUUUUCGCUGCAUAUUAGUAUGAACGUGGUUACGUGAAAUUGUGCUGUGCUGCGGAUAAGUAAUAUUGAAAUGAUAUAAACAGUGUCGGUGCAACAAUAAAAUCACUGCAUUCAAACGUGUUUUUAAAGUGCUGAUUCAAACGUCCCUUGUGACGUUUCUCAAUUCCUUCUCAAUAAUUUAGAAGCAGUUUCGUUCCAAGUGUCUCAUCUCGAACGUUAAGUUUCGGUGGAGCAAGAAUACAAAUUUUCGAAAUUUUGGAGUACUUUUCGGUGCCAGAACGCUAAGGCGGAAAUGAAAGAGGAGUCACGGUGAGGCAGGGCGAAAGGGUGAAGCGACUUCGCCCGAGUAACAAAAGUGGGAGUAAAGAAUAUGGUCAAGUGGUUCGGGUGUAUCGCCACGUGGGCGUCAUCCGACGUCCGAUAUCAUCGAAAUUGGAUUAUUCUUUUAUUCAUCUCCCUCGGAAUAUUUGCUACAACGGCACACGCCAUUGAUCUCUCACAAUGCAACGCUCCGUUGGGUAUGCAGUCCGGUGCAAUACCAGACGCGGACAUCACAGCGAGCUCGAGUUUCGACAGUGGCAAUGUUGGCCCUCAUCAAGCACGAUUGAAAACGGAGAACCACGGCGGUGCCUGGUGUCCGAAAGCCCAGGUGACUCCUGAAUCGCGUGACUGGCUCGAGAUCGAUCUCCAUUCCGUACACAUGAUCACCGGCACCAACACCCAAGGACGUUUCGGCAAUGGCGUUGGUGUCGAGUACGCUGAAAGCUACGUUCUCGAGUACUGGCGCCCACGUCUUGGCAAGUGGGUGCGUUACAGCGACGCUAAAGGAACGGAGGUGAUCAAGGGAAACACGAACACUUACAUCGAGUCGAUGCACAAUUUAUCGCCUCCGUUCUGGGCAAGCAAGAUAAGGUUCCUUCCUUACAGCCUCCAUCCUCGUACUGUCUGCAUGAGGGUCGAAAUUUACGGCUGCUAUUGGAGCGAUGGAGUAGUUUCCUACUCGAUGCCUCAGGGCGACAAGCGUGGCAAAGAUUGGGAAUUUUUCGACGCGACCUACGACGGCCACUGGGAGUCCGAGCUGCGCCGCGGUCUGGGUCAAUUGACCGAUGGCAAAAUUGGACCGGACAACUUCAAAACGAGCUAUUAUGACGGCGAUCGUGGGCAGGGCUGGGUCGGAUGGCGAAACGACACGAGAGGUGGACAACCGGUUGAGAUCAAGUUCGAGUUUGACCAGAUCAGGGAAUUUUCAGCCGUUCAUAUUUACUGCAACAAUCAAUUCACCCACGAUGUUCAGGUCUUCUCACAAGUCGAUAUACUAUUCAGCAUCGGAGGAAAAUAUUACACCGGUGAUCCAAUUACGUACAAUUACAUGGAAGACAAAGUAUUCGAGUCCUCCCGAAACGUCACCAUCAAACUUCAUCACAGAGUUGGCAAGUUUGUCAAACUCCGAUUACACUUUUCACUCAGAUGGAUCAUGGUCAGUGAAAUCACCUUUGAUUCUGAUGUGGCACACGGUAAUUUCACCAUUGAGGAAGCUCCGACAACGGAAGCACCUGCUCAAAGUGACGUUUUCGUCGGAAAAGAUGGAUCUUCGGAGAGCGGUGGACUUCCGGUAUCAACGGCAAAGCACGACGAUCCGACCUACAUGGCGGUCGUGAUCGGCGUACUUACUGCCGUUAUCCUGCUUCUCGCUGUCGCGAUAUUUCUCAUAGUCUCGCGACACCGUCAACGUAAGUGCUUCGCUAGUCCCAUGACGGGUAAAGCGCCUUCUCACCUUGGUUCCACCUGUGCAACUGUCGAGAAAGGAGCAGCCCUCAUGGCUUACACCCUCGAGGACGAUGAACGAUAUGCUGGCGGUUCAUUGCCAACGCUCCCACGAGAUUCCGGCAAUCGCCUACUCGACAUUGUCAACAAAUUGGACGAUUAUCAGGAACCCUAUCAAGCUCUCAAGUGUGCACCGUACUACAGUUACAGCACAGUUGUCAUGGAAAUGAAAGACGUGAUGCUGAACAACAAAGGUUCCAGCAUUAAUCAUCCGACAGCGGUUUACGCGAACGGUGCAGUUGACACAUCGUACGAUUAUGCUGUACCGGAACUCGGCACGGUGCCUCUCCUCAAUCAGGAAAGCUGUCCCGGUCCCACAUCGUCGCGGUGCGUCGCCACUGUUUCUAGCACGAGCACAAACGAUCAAGAAAGUGUUUUCUCGAAAGGUUCGUCACGGAGCAGAACGGAAGAUAAAAAGUCACCGACGCAACAGGAGGUGCUAUCGGCCCUUAAGAGACGCCUGGAGCAAACGAGUGUGCCCCUCUUCCCACGGCACCGUCUCCGCAUGUUGUCUAAACUCGCCGAGGGGGCGUUCGGAACGGUAUACGUGGCGGAAGCCGAAGGGAUUCCGGAGUAUGGUACGACGACCACCCUUGGCAAGAGACUCGUUGCCGUCAAGUUCUUACUGCCGGAAGCAACCGAAAAGGAAAAGAUGGACUUUCAACGGGACGUAAGAAUUCUGGCAGCUCUUGAAGACCGCAACAUUGCCAGAGUUCUUGGAGUUUGCUGUCGCGAGGAACCCUACUGCGUUGUAAUGGAAUACCUCGAGCACGGUGACCUCUGUCAAUUUCUCAAAACUCAUAUCACUGCCGAAGAUGCACAUUCGAUGCCGAUUGGUGUCAAAACAUUGAGCUUCAACUGCCUGAUUUACAUGGCGGCCCAGAUAGCCUCGGGGAUGCGCUACCUGGAAAACUUGAAUUUCGUACACCGUGACCUGGCCACGAGGAACUGUCUCGUGGGCAAAGCAUAUCACAUUAAAAUAUCAGAUUUUGGAACCGACAACGAGCUUUAUUCGUCGGAUUAUUACAAAGUGGACGGCAGCGUUCCUUUACCUGUGCGAUGGAUGGCGUGGGAAUCGAUAUUUUUGGGAAAAUAUACGACGAAAAGCGACGUCUGGUCGUUCGCUGUAACACUGUGGGAGAUUUUAAACCUGGGACGUCGGAUACCCUACGAAAAUUUAACGGAUGCUGACGUCGUCGAGAGCCUCCGGCAAUUGCAUCGGGGCUGCGACGCUGCGCCGAACAACGUCGAAGACUCUAAGGACGACGUACGAGUCUUAUUCGACUAUUUGCCACGACCAACGGCAUCGUCCAAGGACAUAUACGACUUGAUGCUCGAGUGCUGGCGACGCGAGGACUGCGAGAGACCAACUUUCCGUGAGAUAUCGCUCUUCCUUCAGAGAAAAAAUUUGGGAUAUGCGCCGACCUCCUGAUAUUAAGAGCUCGUUAUUCAUCAGAAAUGGGGCUCUCGCUUCACGAUCGAGUUUCGAACAGGAUUGGCGAUGCAAUUAUUGAGAAAGAACAUUUAAAAAACACGAAUUCCAAUCGCAUUUCGAUCUUGCGGAUCAACACAGAAACUGGGUCGAUUGCGAUUUGAGAGUUUGAAUUAUCGUGCGUGAACAGUACAAUGAUCUGAAAUAAUGGAAGGAUGAAAACUCGGCUGAGCUUUCACAAGUAAAAUCGAACAGUUUGGCUCGAAGAAAAAUGGCAAAAUAUUAUUUUUCACAUAAAUUUCAAAUCUAGUUUACCGAAAUGAAAUUCAACUCACAAUUAACAAAAAAAUGGUUGAGUUGAUUGUUUAAAAACAUCAAAAACAAACUCAAUCCAAGCCGUUCAAAAGUCCCAAAUUUCAUCUUCGAAAUCUCUACAAAAACACUUACAAAGCGCAGCGCGAACGCUAUUUUUCCGGUGAACAAAAAAUAUAAUGACAGUCCUUCCCAUAUCGUCCAUCGCGUAUCAUCGUCGAACAAAAUAUUCUUCUCCACCUUCGACGCGGUGCUCCACUCUUUUUAGUGCUCAAAGUGCGCAAUGCGAUAGUGCGUAUCUAUGAAGAGACACGCGACACCGACAAAUAGUUUCGUCCUCAAACCAAGACUUGCACAUAAGUUGCUAGCCAAACUCAAUUUUAGAAAGAAAAAAAAACUCAUUUUUUUAUAAAUUUAUAGUUGAAACUAUUUUCGCCGACGAAGCGUUUGACGACAAACUCAUUUUACCUGUUAAAUGAUCCAGGCCAAGCUCGUUCUAGCUCAGCUGAACUAGUUCCGAGCGCAAGAUUUUCAAGGCCAAACUAGUUUUGCCACCGAGAUAUUUUAAAGCUCGACCAGAUUGGCCUGCUGCUCGCGUUUACUCAAAACUCCAAUGUCAUUCGAUGUGUCAACUCAGGACGAACCAGUUUUGCAUACGAACAUGGAAAAAAUUAAUUUCGGGAUCGAGAUCUCCUCGAGUUUGGCCUGAAAUUGGGUUUAGCUCGUUACCUGGCGGAGGAUGUUGUUGAACGAGGCUGUUCAGUCCUCGAUCUCAUGCAGAUAUAAAUGUCAAAAUAAUGAUGUGUAUCGAAACAUGUCAAGUAGCUUAAUACCAGAAAACCCGACGAGAACAAGCCGCAAUUUCUACGAAUCAAGUAUUCGUGCUCGGAGCAACGUUGAUUAUUUCGGGAGGAAGGAGACGCCGGAAUCGGGAUCCGGAUUCCAUAGUUUUUUGCAUUACCGAGCGAAGUAUGGAGAAUCGUAAUUAAACGUAAUUGAAAACAUUCCUUGAACGCAGUGAAAAAAGCCUUCUCGGCAGAAUCAACGAAACUUUUUUUCGCGAGGAGGAAGCUCGUCGCUUCGAAUUCUGUUAUUGAUACGUUAGAUUAAAAAAUAAAAAAUGAUUAAAAUUAAAGCGAACCGUCCGUCGGAUUUGCAACGAAAUACGAAAUCGGUGAGCAUGGAGGAAGGAUUAUUAGUAAACUUAGAUUUAAAGAGGAUGGAAAACAGAAAAAAAAUAAUAAUGAAAAACGAGGAAUUUCUGCCUGAGAUUUCAAACCCGUAGUUAAUGCUACAUAAAUAAAUAAUGGCUAUGACACAUCAUAAUCAUAACUUUAUAUAAUAGGCGGGAUCAAUAAAAAUAAAUUUCAAAUCGAACGAAAAUUAAUAUAUUUAUUGUAAAUAUUCGCGUAGAGUUGGUCGGGAGCGUUAUUCAUUGUGAAACAACGAAGCUUAUGACAUUUUAUAGUUAUUUUCUCGCCCAAAUUUCAAUUCUCGUACAACAAAAUCCAAUCGUUAAUUCUGCUCACUGUUCGAACACGAUCGGAAGCGAAUUAUAACGAUAAAAAGAGGAAUUCUUCGCGCUGCAUAUCAAUAUUGAAACAGUACUUAGGAUAAAAAAUGAUUUUUCGUCGAAAAUAUCACGGUAUAAAAGUCGGUCGAAUUGGGGGGAGAGUUUCAUCAAAGGAUCGAUAUUCGUUGCUCUCAAAUCGACGAGAACUUACGAAUUUUCUUUGUUCCCUGCUCUCAAUUGGAUCAAUUAAUUUCUGAACUUUCUCGAAGAUUCUCUCGCUCCAUUUUCAUUUGCCAGCACUUAAGAAAAUUGUAAAUAAUGAUGUUCAAUAAUCGUUGCAUUUUACGAGCUCGUACUGCUUAGAAGGAAUCAUUUAGAGGGUAGAAAGCAGGAGGAACGUUAAGAAUACUCAUUUUAAUUAAAAUCCUGACAUAUCGAAGGAAAUUGAUUUCGACGAGAAAUAUAUACGAUGGAAUUGUCUCGUGCAAAUUCGUGCGAUUUUCGAACGAUGUGAAAACUCAUAUUUUUCAUCGUCUUUAUGAAAACAACAUUAUUAUCAUGGCAUUUUUGUUGAGCUGCUUUUGCAGUUAACUCGCUGGUUGGUAAGGGUCUCUCGAUGUAUUUCGAACGAGUUUAAAAACGUACACACAUCAUAGCACACACCAUAUCUAACACUAGACAAUGUUACCUUUACGAUAUUUAAAACAAAGUACUAUUUAUAUAACUGGCCGUAACGAGUGUGAACAGAAGAAGAAGAAGGCGCGAGGAUGAGGGCAAAUAAAGAGGAAAUUCACUGAAUUUUCAUCGACGAGAGCGUAGGUAGUUUGAGAGAAAAUAAUAAAUUGCUCUACGACGUAUUUUUAAGUGUAAGCAUAACGCUGCCUUUGGCUACAUUUUCAUCCUCGAUCCCCCCUCCUCCCUCUCCAUCGGUUUGUCUCCUCGAUCACGAUCCUUAUAACCGCUAACGAGAGUAACUCACUUGUCUACUCAUGUGAUAAUUUGUAAAUGUCCAUGUACCUAAUCCCAAUUUCGUAAUCGUGGAUAUUCUCAUCUCACAACGAAUCAUUUCGAAUAAUGGUGCACAUUUUAUUCUCAAAUUUUUCCUAUUUUGAGAAUAGCAAAAGUUAUAAAAUCAUCGUCGUCAAUUCUGUAGACAUAGAAAUUCAAGUAUCGUUCAAUUCUUUCGAGAUUAAAGACUUACGAGGUGGUUUAUUAGUGCGAAAAUCUCAGCGAAACGAACCCACUUAUUUCGUGGCGAAAACAAAAAAAUCUUUCGAACAUUCAUAUUGUUAAGGAUAAAUCGUUGGAUCCUCGAAAAAUAAUUGCACGAGCAAUUAUGUCGACGUGAAAGAAAGGAAAAUUGAUGAGAGUGGAUUUUCUUUUGCCAUUCCCUAAUCGUGGCGUUGUUGCGUACACGAGCCAGAACGGUCACGGUACAAAGGGAAUCCUCCAUCAACGAACGACUCUGAAUCAGUAUUUGAUUUUCACCAAUCAUUGUCAUAGUUAAACGAAAUUGUUUCACGGUGAAACAAGGCAGGAGAAUAAUCGAGCUGCGACUAUCGAAGAAGCUCGUAGCGAUUCGACUAGAUUAAGAAUCAUUUUGUGCUUGCUUUGCUGAGUGUUGUUUUCGAGAAUCGGCAAGUGAAUACGAUACAAGCAGAAGCGAUAAAACUUAUUGAAAUUCGCACCGCGAUCGGUGAGCUCUACAUAGGUCCUUCCAAAAGUACGAAACGAUUAGAAAAACGCUCGAGUUUGUUAGUUCAAAGCCACAUGAUCGACAAUCACGCUCACGCCUUGAGACUGAACGAAUUUCUCGUCAUUCAUUUUCUUUCUUACUUUCGUUCAAAAUUGAGAGACCAGCGGUGACGUUGAUGAAACCAAAUUAUUAAAACACUAAGCGCGUGAGGUCACUCAGCGAUCGAUGAGCAUUUUUUUUACCUUUUCCAACGCGUCAUUUCACACACGUUUUCAUCGUGCUACCAUUUCAAAUCGAUUUAAAAAAAAAAAAAAAAAAACAAAAUCGUGUGAAAUCGUAAAUUUUCCAAAAUUUAAAUUUUCGUCCCAAAAAUUGAAAUGUUCGUAAGCAUUUGUCAACGAAUGUAAAGUUCGUUUUAUUAUUGAAAGAAAAGGAAGAAUAAUAAAAAAGGGAAAAACAAGUGGAAUUGUAAAAGGCACAGUUGACUGCCAAAGACUCGUAGCGGAGCUCACCCAGCUAAUAUAAUAUUAUCUUCUCUACGCUAUUAUAAUACCUUGUCGUUAUAUUCACAGAAUUAUUUUAUACUAAGAACUGUUUAUAAUUUUGUAUCUCAUCUCUGUAAAUAGCAAGCGAAUAAUAUAAACGUGUUUUACGAGUAUAAGAACAAAUGAUUGAUUAUUAAAAUUACACGUCAUUGAUCAAUCCGCUCUCAAGGGAGAGGAUCACAUAGAUAUAAAUAUGAAUAUAAAUAAAUAAAUAAAUAAAUAAAUAUAUAUAUAUAUAUAUAUGAAUAAAAAUAUAUUUUAAUCGCUAGUGACAAGAACAAAACGAUAGAUGUGUAAUUGGACGAUGUAAUUACGAAAUUUGGUUAUAUAGAAACGUAAUGAAUAAUAACGAUGUACAACGAGAUAGAAAAUAAUUAAAAAUAUGUAUGAUAAUAAACACACGACUAGAAUUAAAGGGACAAAUCAUGAAGUAUACAUGUUACACGAUCGGUAGCCUGUACAUAAUUAUUCUCGGAUAGUUUUGAAAGCUAGUCAUUUGGAGCGUCGUCACGAAACAGGUGUAUAAAUAUUUCCGGUUAUUGUGUACGUAUUCGAUCGGAAAAUUGAGUUUUACAUGGGAGAGCAAAUUUAUAGUUUUUGGGGAUUUAUUCGGAGCUCGAAAUUACGAUGAAUGUUACUUUACAGUGCGUAACGGACGAUGAAAUUUAAAUUUAAAAAAAAAAAUGAGAAAAAUAAAAGAACAAACGAAGCAAUAAAAAGCGAACGAAACGAAUAAUAAAAAUGUAGGAAGCUCGAGAAUUUUGUGAUAAUUAUUAAGUUCGAAUGAUCUUUCGGUAUUCCGCUAAUUCAUUACAGGAUUAUGCAUAUUUUCUUUUCAAUACCUCAAUCAUUUACCUUUUUCAUUAUACUGUUACAUGUGUCUGUAUACUUGUAUCGUUAUGCAGAAAAAAAAAUGAAAAAGGGUUCGUAGUUGUAGCGAUAUUAUAUUGUAACGUAUGAAUGCGCGUUACCUACACUUAUCGUGUAAACUUCGUAGGAUACUAUAGCUAUGUAAUGUAUUGUAAUUGCAAUAAUUAUAAAAGAGUAAUAAAACACACGCUCAAACUGACAA
Molecule: messenger RNA, 8620 nt
Organism: Venturia canescens
Lineage: Eukaryota; Metazoa; Arthropoda; Insecta; Hymenoptera; Ichneumonidae
Product: epithelial discoidin domain-containing receptor 1-like
Exons: 16
Coding region: 597-3482 (961 amino acids)
Biological process (GO): positive regulation of neuron projection development; protein phosphorylation; positive regulation of kinase activity
Cellular component (GO): plasma membrane; signaling receptor complex
Molecular function (GO): collagen binding; ATP binding; protein tyrosine kinase collagen receptor activity
Source: RefSeq, a predicted model, not a curated record